Budorcas taxicolor (takin) is the source of this 2969-nucleotide messenger RNA. RefSeq names its product KN motif and ankyrin repeat domains 3 (gene KANK3). Gene Ontology annotation, molecular function: protein binding. Lineage: Eukaryota; Metazoa; Chordata; Mammalia; Artiodactyla; Bovidae. Gene Ontology annotation, cellular component: cytoskeleton; cytoplasm. The transcript is spliced from 12 exons. The record is from RefSeq and is a predicted model, not a curated record. Gene Ontology annotation, biological process: negative regulation of actin filament polymerization. Bases 355 to 2781 code for a protein of 808 amino acids.
GCAGAGGAUGUGGAUCUAGCCGCGACAGCUCCUCGCGCAGGGAGCGGAGGACAGGGGAGAGCGGUUGCACGCCCCCCGCCCCCGCUCCGGCGAGGGUACAACCCCUGGAGUCACCAGACUUUGGCCCUGCUCUUCCCAUCAGGGACACACGCAGGAGACAGGCAGGAGUGCAGGCUGGUGUAUGCAGAAUCUGACCAGAUGAGUUUUUAAUGAGCCCAAGAAAGGCUUCCAACUCUCGCCUUCCUCCUCUGAAUGUUCACACUCCACCCCUUUGAGCUUCAGUUUCUAAUUUCCCCCAGGGACUGACAGAAACCUCCUCAGGGUGUGAAAAAGGUGGCGGCUACUCCAGGAAACAUGGCCAAGUUUGCCCUGAAUCAGAACCUGCCGGACCUGGGUGGCCCUCGCCUGUGCCCCAGCGCGACUGGGGGCGCCCGCAGCCCGAGCUCGCCCUACUCGGUGGAGACCCCCUACGGCUUCCACCUGGACUUGGACUUCCUCAAGUAUGUGGAGGAGCUGGAGCGCGGCCCCGCUGCCCGCCGCGCUGCGGGGCCCCCGCCCGGGCGCCGUCCCCGCGCGCCCCGGGCCGGCCUCUCAGGCGCGCGCAGCCCAGGCGCCUGGACCUCCAGCGAGUCCCUGGCUAGUGACGAUGGCGCAGCGCCGGGCGCACUCUCCCCGGGUGCGCCGUCCGCGCUGAUGCUGCCGCCGCUGUCCCCGCGCGCACCCGUGCGCAACCCACGCGUCGAGCGCACGCUCCUGGAGACCAGCCGGCGGUUGGAGCUAGCGCAGGCGCAAGGGGGCGCGCCCAUUCCGGCCCGCGCGGCCCCUCGCAGCCCUCGCGGGUCUGGCCACAGCAGCCCCGCCCCCAACCCGGCCCUGGCCUCGCCUGGCCCCGCGCAACUGCAGCUGGUGCGCGAACAGAUGGCCGCGGCGCUGCGGCGCCUGCGCGAGCUCGAGGAACAAGCGCGCGCGUUGCCCGAGCUGCAGGAGCAGGUGCGCGCGCUGCGCGCCGAGAAGGCGCGGUUGCUGGCUGCGCGCCGGCAGCCGGAGUCCGACGGGGAGGCCGAGGCGCGCCCGGACAAGCUUGCUCAGCUGCGGCGGCUCACCGAGCGUCUGGCCACCUCUGAGCGCGGCGUUCGCGCCAGGGCCAGCCCCGGGGCUGACGGCCCAGACGGGUCGGCUUCUAGCCACAGCGAAGGUGCGCCGCCGGGUCUCGACCGGGCGCCCCAGACAAGGGAGGCAGGCACCCAGAUCGUGCCGGAGACCCAAAAGGCGGGAGUCCAGGCGGUGCCGGAGACCCAGGAGGCCGGCGUGGGGGCAGCUCCUGAGACCCUCGAGGCGGAGGCGUGGGUGACGGAAGCUCUGCUGGGGCUGCCCGCGGCCGCCGAGCGCGAGCUGGAGCUGCUUCGCGCCAGCCUGGAGCAUCAGCGCGGGGUGAGCGAGCUCCUGAGGGGCCGGCUGUGCGAGCUGGAGGAAGCCCGCGAGGCUGCUGAGGAGGCCAAGGCCGAGGCCGCGGCGUCCCGGCCCCAGCCGUGCGAGGCUACCACCCAGACCCCGUGGGAUUAUGUGGAGAAGACCACUCAGACCGAUGUUCCAGUGGAGGCCCCAGCCCCGAUGCCGGAGAACCCCCCCGGAUCCACGGAUGGGGACAGGGCCGUGGCACCCACGGGCACUCUCAAAUCCAUCAUGAAGAGGAAAGAUGGUACCCCUGGUGGCCAAACCAGCCCCGGACCAAAGAGCCUGCAGUUUGUUGGGGUCCUCAAUGGAGAGUAUGAGAGCUCGUCCAGCGAGGGCGACAGCGAGGAUGGCGCUGCCGAGCCCCCGAGGAGCAGUUCCUCGGGCUCAGGCGACGACAGCGGCGCGGCAUCCGACUCCGAGACCCCUGGCGCUCCCAGCUGCAAGGAGGACCGGGACGCCGAGCCGGAGGCAGAGCAGGAACCUCAGCCGGGUGUGCACGGGAGGUGCGAACUGAGCCCGCGUUUGAGGGAGGCGUGUGCAGCGCUGCAGCGGCAGCUGAGCCGGCCCCGCGGGGUCCCCCGCGACAGUGGCGCGGUGCGCCUGGUGGCCCAGGAGUGGUUUCGGGUGUCGAGCCAACGGCGCUCUCAAGCGGAGGCUGUGGCCGGGGUCCUGGGCGCGGUGGCGCGCCUGGGUCGGGAGCUGCUGGAGCACGUGGUGAACCUGGCGGAUGGCAACGGAAACACAGCCCUACACUACAGCGUGUCCCAUGGGAACCUGGCCAUCGCGAGCUUGCUGCUGGAUACGGGGGUCUGCAAGAUUGACCACCAGAAUAGAGCUGGCUACUCUGCCCUCAUGUUGGCGGCACUCACUUCUGUGGGGCAAGAGGAGGACAUGGCUGUGGUCCAGAGACUCUUUCACAUGGGCAACGUUAAUGCCAAGGCCAGCCAGACGGGACAGACAGCCCUCAUGCUGGCCAUCAGCCACGGCCGCCAGGACAUGGUAGCUGCCCUGCUGGCAUGCGGGGCAGACGUGAACGUGCAAGAUGCAGACGGGGCCACGGCGCUGAUGUGCGCCAGCGAGUAUGGGCGCUUAGACACUGUGCGGUUGCUGCUGGCCCAGCCAGGCUGCGACCCUGCCCUCCUGGACAACGAGGGCACCAGCGCCCUGGCCAUUGCCCUGGAGGCUGAGCAGGACGAGGUGGCCGCUCUGCUGCACGCCCACCUGAGCUCAGGCCAGCCUGGCCCGCAGCUAUCCCCUGAUUCAUCCACGGCCACGCCUGGUGAAGGAGGCUGCAGUGACAGUGGAGAGGACCCCCUGCCCCAGUGACUGGCCUAACACACUGGACCCAGACUGGGGGUGGGGGAGGCAGAGGCAGGUCCUGAUCUCUGGGCAGAGGUCUGUGGCCAGAGGCUCAGCUUGAACGGCACAGGGUGAGGAGGCAGCUGAGGGAGUGAGACAGCCCCUAGUCUACCCAUUCCUCCAGCCUUCUUACCUAAUAAAACCUUCCUAACUCA